Messenger RNA from Lemur catta (Ring-tailed lemur), 3635 nucleotides. It is a transcript of the gene CYTH4, whose product is annotated as cytohesin 4. The transcript has 13 exons. The record is from RefSeq and is a predicted model, not a curated record. Gene Ontology annotation, biological process: regulation of ARF protein signal transduction. The coding region runs from base 194 to 1378 and encodes 394 amino acids. Gene Ontology annotation, molecular function: guanyl-nucleotide exchange factor activity. NCBI's taxonomy places the organism in Eukaryota, Metazoa, Chordata, Mammalia, Primates, Lemuridae.
CUGCUGCGUCAAGAGCCUGUGCUUGAGACCCCAGCCGGCCAGGACUCACUUCCUCCCCACACAGGGCUGGGCGGGGCGAGCAGGAAGGGGCCUCUUACAGUCAAGGUGACGCACCCCUGCCUGGCCAGCCCGAGCAGCAGCUGGGUCAGUGGGACAACAGGAGCACAGGCCACCUUUCCCCUGAGGGCUUCAGAUGGACCUGUGCCACCCAGACCCGGUGGAGCUGAGCAGCAGGGAGGCAGAGGAGCUGCAGCGCAUCAAGUGGCACCGGAAGCAGCUUCUGGAGGACAUCCAGAAGCUGAAGGAUGAGAUCGCGGAUGUGUUUGCCCAAAUCGACUGCUUCGAGAGCGCAGAGGAGAGCCGCAUGGCCCAGAAGGAGAAGGAGCUGUGCAUCGGGCGCAAGAAGUUCAACAUGGACCCCACCAAGGGCAUCCAGUAUCUCACUGAGCACAAGCUGCUGACCCCCGACGUCCAGGACAUCGCCCGGUUCCUGUACAAGGGCGAGGGCCUCAACAAGACAGCCAUUGGCACCUACCUGGGGGAGAGGGACUCCGUCAACCUGCAGGUCCUGCAGGCCUUCGUGGACUGCCACGAGUUCGCCAACCUCAACCUCGUCCAGGCCCUCAGGCAGUUCCUGUGGAGCUUCCGGCUGCCCGGGGAGGCGCAGAAGAUUGACCGGAUGAUGGAGACCUUUGCCACUCGAUACUGCCUCUGCAACCCGGGCGUCUUCCAGUCCACAGACACCUGCUACGUGCUGUCUUUCUCCAUCAUCAUGCUCAACACCAGCCUCCACAACCCCAACGUGCGGGACAGGCCACCUUUUGAGCGCUUCGUGUCCAUGAACCGUGGCAUCAACAACGGCAGCGACCUGCCCGAGGAGCAGCUUCGGAACCUCUUCGACAGCAUCAAGAGUGAGCCCUUCUCCAUCCCUGAGGACGACGGCAACGACCUCACUCACACCUUCUUCAACCCGGACCGCGAGGGCUGGCUGCUCAAGCUGGGGGGCCGCGUGAAGACGUGGAAACGGCGCUGGUUCAUCCUGACCGACAACUGCCUCUACUACUUCGAGUUCACCACCGACAAGGAGCCACGGGGAAUCAUACCCCUGGAGAACCUCUCGGUGCAGAAGGUGGACGACCCCAAGAAGCCAUUCUGCCUGGAGCUCUACAGCCCCGGCUGCCGGGGCCAGAAGAUAAAGGCCUGCAAGACCGACGGCGACGGCAAAGUGGUGGAGGGCAAGCACGAGUCCUACCGGAUCUCGGCCUCCAGCGCAGAGGAGCGUGACCAGUGGAUCGCGGCCAUCCGAGCCAGCAUCACCCGCGUCCCCUUCUACGACCUGGUCUCCGCUCGGAAGAAGAAGAUUGCCAGCAAGCAGUGAGCUUCCUGGAGGUGGGGCUGGGGCCAGGUGUCCUGGGAACCUGUGACCUGGGCAGGUACCUGGAGACCCACCUCCCGCAGUGGCGCACACUUUCCUGGCUGCAGACAUCCUCCCUCUCCCCACAUUACUUGGGCUGACUGUAGAGGGGGAGGCGGAGCCCAGGAGGGUAGUGGGAACCUCAGGGGGCUCAGAGCCUGGCAGGGAGGCCCCCUGGCCCUGGGCACCCAGCCAUAGCCAAGAAAGGCCGCCAGGCCCCCGCCCUAAGUCCACUACAGUAAAGGGGGAGAAAAGGAAGUGAAGAGAAACCAGCCCCAGAACCCAGCACCCGUCUUCCCUCUGGACAUCAGAGUCCUCGUCUCUGAAGUAGCUCCCUGCACGCAGAAGUGCUGUCGGCCCUCAAAGCAGUAGGGGCCAGGGGUCCCUGGGGGCUCCUGCCCUCCUGCUCCUCCUCCUGCUCAGAGGGUAUCUCUGCCAGCUCGUCCCUUGUCCUCAGGUCAGGGUUGGACACACACACAGGGCUCAGCACAAACACACACACGCACACACACACAUGUCUGCGCACACACAGCUCAGACCCACGGACGGGACUCCAGAGAGACAACAGGAGCACUGGACUGGGAGCCCAGACCGCUCAGUCUGUCCCAGCUCUGCCUCUGACUCACUGUGUGCUCUCUGCCACGUCAUGGUCCCUCUCUGGAUCUUGCAAGACUGCAGUGUUUGGGCUAGAAACGUCCUGGCUCCUGCUAGCUCUGGACCCAGCGUCCGGCUGGAAAUGCAGCACUUGCUCACUGAGCCCGGGAAACUCUGGAGACUGCUGGGAAGAGGAGAGCAGAGGGGGCUCCACCCUCAACGGCGUCCAUUUGGGGAAGAGGAGCAAGUGGGACCCCUCAAGGAAAUGACAGCGAGUGUCCCAGAUGGAUGGGACUCAAGCAGAAUGGGCACUACAACCAAGAAACCAAGAAGAGAGAACUUUGUGGGCUGUGGUUACCAGGAGGACUGCCUGGAGGCAGCGGUUGAGCCAACAAGUGACACAGGGCUCAUGCUUGGAGAGGCAGAGUCUUGGCCAUGGCUCCCCUGGAGCAGGACCAGCGGUGCCACGGUGGUGAGGGGCAGCCCAGUGGGUCCCAGCAUCUCAAGGCCAUCUGCGGCAGCAUCAGAGUAGGGCUGACUUUCCAUACACGGGCAGACGGCUCCGUCUCUGGGGAGGCCCAGCCUCGGGGAAGAUUCCACUAGCUGGAAGCACUUCUCACCCUCUCACACAGGCUCCAGGGAGCCCCUAGAGGGAAAUUCCUUGGCAUUGGAACAGGAAAUGGGGUUGCUUCUGCCCCACUGCCAGCCUGAGUGGCAAGUGAGCGGGAGCAGGUGGACUCCCCAGGAGGAACUGUAGCUCGCCGGGCACGUGCAUACCUUCCACGGGGUCAGGAUGGAGUAGCUGCCUUGUAAAGCGGUGAGAUCCCCGUCUCUGGAGGUGUGCAAGUACCUGGUAGUGACAUUGCACUGGAGAAGGUCUGGCCUGGUGCCCACACAAGGAGGCCUUGCUGGUUGGUUGAGGAUUUCCACAGAUUCAUGUCAGCCUGUGAGCUGAGCCCCACCUCUGCUGUCUCAUUUGGCCUGUGGAGGGGUAGCCGGGGGUCAUGAAAGGAACACUGGGCUGGGAGUCAGGGGGUCAGAGGUCCCUCCUGCCUCUGGCACACACCGGCUGUGUGACUUUAACCUACUCCUUUCCCCUCUCUGGUCCUCGGCUUCCCCCGCCAGGGAGCGGGUGGGAUCGGUGAUUUUCUAGGCGUGAGCGGCUGUUCUAGGAGUCACUAAAAAGAGAAAAUGAAGCUUAGGAUCCCACCUGAGAGUGGGGCUCUGUCCUCUCCGUGACCAAGUCUGCCAUCCUUGACCCCAGCCUGGCCUUCACCUUCGUCCCUUUCCCAGCUGAGGCGGGAGAGCCAGCGAGGGAGGCGUGGGCACUCCCAAGGCCCUGGCGCCUCGUUCUCAGGACACUGGCUGCCAUGCUGGACAGAAGUCCCAGGGGCUGGACUUUCAACAGGCUCCUUCAGAGCAGGGGCAGGGUUAGCAUGUCCUGCCAAGCCCAGGGAAAGGCAAAAGAACUUUCCAGCAGGCACCACUGUCUAAAGAUAGAAAGACACACCUAUAGCUGGGACUCAAGCAUUACAAAAGCAAUCUAUGUAACCUAAAACAUUUGUACCAUCUUAAUAUUUUGAAUUAAACUAAAUAAAUAAAGAUAGAAAGAGCUGCUGCCCCAGGA